This is a messenger RNA of Cavia porcellus (domestic guinea pig), 6519 nucleotides long. It is a transcript of the gene Tmc3, whose product is annotated as transmembrane channel like 3. The coding region runs from base 513 to 3806 and encodes 1097 amino acids. The transcript is spliced from 22 exons. Gene Ontology annotation, cellular component: plasma membrane. Gene Ontology annotation, molecular function: mechanosensitive monoatomic ion channel activity. Lineage: Eukaryota; Metazoa; Chordata; Mammalia; Rodentia; Caviidae. The record is from RefSeq and is a predicted model, not a curated record.
AACAGAUAUUUGCAGUACUGUUAUAUCGAUAUUUCUGUACACUUAACUUCUUGCAAACAUUUUUAAAGUUAAGGAAAAAAGGCUUUAAAAAUACAUUUCGGCUGUGCCUCUCCUCCCUAAAGAAUUUGUGAACACCAGCUGUGGUUAUAAACGAGUGCUUUGCAAACUGUAGAAUCCUUUCAGGGCACAAGAGCUACGGAGAGGGCUCUUUGGGCAGCAUUAGGUCAUCCCUUGACCACCUGGCCAAGCCUCACCUUUGGUUACCAGGACUCCAGCCAAUCAGUGCAGCUGCAGCCCCUCUACAUUACAUAUGCAGAACCAGCCUCCUGGCUCCUUCCUGUGCCUGCCCAGCACCAGCUGCAGACACAACAUGACGUGCAGCCCUGCUGUUGAGCAGGGGAGGUAAGUCUAAAGCUCCAGAAACCUGAGUCUGAAGACCAGACCCUCCCUUGUCUGCUGGCUUCUCAGUUUCCCUGCAGCUCCAGGGGGUUACUGGCAGGAAAUCCACUCCCAUGAAGCCCUCAAAGGCAUCCCAGCGUCACAGAAGCAUCCGGAGAAAUGCCAGCCAGCGCUACCUCUACCAGGAGUCCCUGCUGCUCAGUAACUUGGAUGACAGCUUUAAUGCUGAUGAAACAGGGGACAGCAGUGACCCGGAACAAAUCUUCCAGAACAUACAGUUCCAGAAAGAUCUCAUGGCAAAUAUUCGCUGCAGACCCUGGACCAUGGGACAGAAGCUGAGGGCACUGAGGCGAGCGAAGGAGAUUGUGCUCAAGUUCGAAGGGAGGCUGACCAGGACUCGAGGCUACCAAGCAGCAGGUGCAGAGCUGUGGCGGAAGUUUGCUCGUCUGGCCUGUAAUUUUGUGGUCAUCUUCAUUCCCUGGGAAAUGAGGAUAAAGAAAAUCGAGAGUCAUUUUGGGUCAGGUGUGGCCUCCUAUUUCAUAUUUCUGAGAUGGCUAUUUGGCAUUAACAUUGUACUCACGAUGAUGACAGGUGCUUUUAUUGUCAUUCCAGAGCUGAUCGCAGGUCAGCCCUUCGGAAGCACGGCCAGGAAGACCAUCCCGCCAGAGCAGGCUGCGUCUGCCCAGGACCUGGACACCGUCUGGUCCCUCGGGGGCUACCUGCAGUACUCCGUCCUCUUCUACGGCUACUACGGCAGGGAGAGGAGGAUCGGGAGAGCUGGCUACCGUCUGCCUCUUGCCUACUUCCUGGUGGGGAUGGCCGUGUUCGCUUACAGCUUUGUUAUUCUUUUAAAAAAGAUGGCGAAGAACUCCCGCACGAGCCUGGCCAGCGCAUCCAGGGAAAACUACACCUUCUGCUGGCGCGUGUUCUGUGCCUGGGACUACCUCAUCGGGAACCCAGAGGCUGCAGAGAGCAAGACUGCGGCCGUGGUCAACAGCAUCAGAGAGGCUAUCCUGGAAGAACAGGAAAAGAAGAAACGCAAAAACCUGGCUGUGACCGUCUGCCUCAGGAUCAUCGCCAACAUCCUGGUGCUGCUCUCCCUGGCCGGGAGCAUCUAUCUCAUCUACUUUGUGGUGGACAGGUCUCAGAAGCUGGAGCAGUCAAAGAAGGAGCUGACGCUCUGGGAGAAGAAUGAGGUGAGCGUGGUGGUGUCCCUCGUUACCAUGUUGGCCCCGUCUGCCUUUGACCUCAUCGCUGCCUUGGAGAUGUACCAUCCCCGGACCACACUGCGUUUCCAGCUGGCAAGGGUCCUGGUGCUGUAUCUGGGAAAUCUCUACAGCUUGAUCAUUGCCCUGUUGGACAAAGUGAACAGCAUGAGCACUCAGGAAGUAGCCUCAAAAAACAGCACGAAUGCCUGGGUAGAUUCUUCCAUCUUCUUCACCUCCGAGGCAGCCCUUGGAGAAGGGAAGUGGCCCAUGCCUGAGUCUGGAGCAGGGAGAAAUGGCACGUGGGUCUUGGAGGAGACAAAGGUCCCCAUGUACACAGUGCCACUCAACAAGGCCAACAAGACCACGCUGCACAACCAGAGUCUGCAAGGCCAGUGCUGGGAAACAUACGUGGGCCAGGAGAUGCUGAAGUUGUCCAUCAUUGACAUGCUCUUCACGGUAGCCAGCAUCCUGCUGAUAGACUUCUUCCGAGGACUUUUUGUUCGCUACUUAAGUGACUACUGGUGCUGGGACUUGGAAAGCAAGUUUCCUGAAUAUGGGGAAUUCAAAAUAGCUGAGAAUGUGCUACAUUUAGUCUACAACCAAGGAAUGAUUUGGAUGGGCGCCUUCUUCUCCCCCUGCCUGCCUGCGGUCAACGUCCUCAAACUCAUCGGGCUCAUGUACCUGAGGAGCUGGGCGGUGCUCACGUGCAAUGCACCCCACCAACAGGUGUUCCGUGCCUCCAGGUCCAACAACUUCUACCUGGCCAUGCUCCUAUUCAUGCUAUUUCUGUGCAUGCUGCCCACCAUCUUUGCUAUCGUGCGGUACAAGCCGUCCCUAAAUUGCGGGCCCUUCAGCGGGCAAGAAAAAAUCUAUGACAUCGUGUCAGAAACAAUCGAGAAUGACUUCCCCACAUGGGUCAGUGCUGUGGUCAGGCACCUCAGCAGCCCUGUGGUCAUCCUGCCUGCUGUGUUGCUGCUGUUCAUGCUCAUCUAUUACCUGCAGAGCAUCGCACGCUCCCUGAAGCUCAGCAACCAGCAGCUCAGAGUACAGAUCCAAAAUGCAAGAUCUGAAGAUAAGAAAAAAGUUGCCCAGAUGUUAGAAGCUCGAAUCCAGACCCAGGAGGAAAGCUCCAAGAGACUUCCAAAGGACGGUGACUUUGCACACAUGGUGACAUCCCUGAACAAUGGCACUAUGACCAGCUUUGACUCUCUGAGCAUCGAAAGUGGCAGGAUAGAGACCAUCACUCAGCCUGUGUCCCAGAGCCCCAGGCUGGGCCGCAGGGGUCCCUGCUCACCUCUUCCAGGUAUCUCCAAGCCAAGGCCAGAGCACCGUGCUGACAGCCCCUUGUCUUACAGGUGUCCACAAGGGCCAUGGGCCAGCACGGGGAACCUUCACCAGCACAGAACCUAUACACCUGUGAUGCUACCAGAGCACAUCGCAGAUGUACGAUCAGAACCUCUUUACCGAAAAGACUUCCGGCCAGUCUACCCGCCUGUUCGUGGCCCCGUGGUCUCGGCUUUGGGAGCACAUGGUCAUAGGCCCCACACCUCCAGGUACUACCUCAUGAAAGAGCGUGACUCCCACCAAAAGCCCCACCGGACUUUCAGGCCGGAAAAACAUUUCAAGACGAAUGUUCCCAGUGACAUGGUGGAGGUGCACCCCAGGAAUAUGCGCCACCACAUGUCCCAGGUGCUCCUGUGGCCUGGCUCUCUGCAACUGAGUGAAGAAGAGGAGGAGAUGCCAAGGAGAGCUGGGGACCAAUGGCUACUUGCUCCUCACUCCCUGACGGACCUCCAUCAAGCCCCUCAUUUUUACAUUGAUGAGCGGUCCAGAAGCCGAACCCGAGAUCCUGUGCCCCGGGGAAGGAGGCGUUGCAAAUCUGGGGGUGAUGAUUUUGAGGGUCAAGCCGCCAGGACUCUGUCUGUGCACAGGAGGCCCCGCUCCAGGAAUGGGCAGCACCCACAGCCCCCUCUGCAGCCCCAGGUCCAGCCCAAGGUUGAGCCAUUCUUCACAGAUUCUGACUCCAUGUCAGUGGUAUCCAGCAGUGAUCAGCAAAACAGCAGCGCUGACCAGUAUCUGCAAAUCACCCGCCGCCAGGGCAGGCUCCCAAGGGCCACAGGGCAAGCCAGCCACAAGAAGGCCAAGUCCAGGAGGGCACUGCCCACUGAGCUCGAUGACCUGGUCUGUUCCAAGGUCUAGGCUUCCUCCUGGGGCCCACGCACCAGGCCUGCACACUACCGCUCAGCCCUUCAGGAGAAAAGACUCUGCCACUGGACGCCAGAAGUUAUAUAGUACAUUUAACCAUACCCUUCAACUACUGGCCAAGGCCCUCAGUCUCAAACUGCAUGCUGAUUCUAUGGGAAACAGCCCCUCCUGGGUCCAGCACACCUCUGCUUCUCAUUCCAAGACAGCACAGGCAAGCCAGGUAGCUCAGCCCACUGUGGAAGCCCGGAUCCUCUCCUCCCUAAAACAAUAUGAGCUUGUCAUUUAUAUGUGAGUCCAUCCUUGUAUGUAGAAGCACCAGAAAUGAAAAUAAGGUGGCUAGCUCUAAGGGUUUCAUAGUGCUUAGUGAGUAAUAAAGUCAAGUAAUGAGAAGAGUAAUGACUCAACAAGAGCUUCUUCUAGGAUUUAGUGGGCUGUGUGUGUAUAUUAAUUAGUCAGAACACUAGGCUUGCACAGAAUCCAAGUUUUAUCCCUGAGUUUAUUGGCUUUUUAAUUGAGAAGAAUAGAGAGCAAGACCCAGAAAUGGACUCAGAUGUGGCAGGGCACUGAAUGUCUCCAGAAUUAUCUGUCUUUUCUUGGCUCUGCUGUCUCUGAGCAGCUCGAGCUCAUUUCUCCUAAGCCAACAGCUUCCUCCCUGUGGCAGGUGGAGGAGGAAUUCACAGAUGCAGAAAACAGCCAGUGUGCAGGGAAGCAGGUGUUGAAUACAGCACAGUAACCAGGACUGGGUCUUGGCCCAAACAGCCAUAGAACACCUUUCAUUCUAAGUGUGUCUUUCCAACAAUCUGUCUCCUCAAUCACACUUUGUCUUUGGAAUAAAAAUGGCAUUUUUUUCACUACUGCAUCCCUUGUGACAGACAUAGAAUAGAUUUUAUAUUUGUUUUCUGUUGCUACUGUGGAUCAAAAUAAUAGAGACCUGCUAAAGUUUAGAUCUCUUCAAUCAUAGCAGGCAUUGCAAUGGGAAUCCAAAUAACAUGGUGGAUUAUGGGAGCAUUCAAAAGUUAAGGCAAAGAGAAGUUUUUAAUAGCAAAACAAGGACUGUGUAUGUGGUCCUAAUCACUAGCCUUGGCAAGGGGUAGGUAACCAGCCCAAGGUUAGAUGGACAGUGACUGGGCCCUUGCAGAAGUACUGUCGGUGCUUGGCUGUGGUUCUGUGUAUUCUGUGGCUAGUUCACUACCAGCUGUCUGUGUUUGGGAUCCCUUCCUUUACAACCUCCUGGAUUUAUCUAUUUUCUCAUCAGAGCUUGGCUCCAGUUUGACUCUGACAGUGGCAAACUGAAUGGCUUGAACAACACUCACGUGUCAUCUCCAGUUUCCGCGGCGAGGAGUCCUGUUGUGGCUCAGCCAGUCUCACCAGUUGUAACCAGGGCAUCAGCCUGACUAGGAUCACAUCCCAGAUUUGAGGUCCCCUUGCCAGCUUAUGUGACUGUUGGCUGGAUGCCUCUCCGUGAAGUUCCAGGGUAAAGGUUAACACCUCUUAGAGGCUGCCCACGUAGGCCCACCGCAUGUCCUUCUAAACAUGGUUGGUUGUAUCAUCACAGUCAACUGAAAGGGUCUGUUUGGCUUUUGAUUGCUUUUUCCAGGAAAGGUCCAGGCUCUCUUUUUAGAAGGUUUCACCUGAGUCAGCCAGAAGCACCCAAGAGAAACUCUGAUGAUUAACUGGACUUUAACUGUUUGGAGACCUUAAUGCUAGCUUCAAAAUGACCUCACCUUAUCAGUUAACACAACCCACUGAGCAAACUCACCAAGGCCAGCACAGCAGGAAGAGAGGCACAUGGGGUGGAGAGGGGAGCAAAGAUAGUCAAAAAAAUCCAUGAUUCAGUAACUGGAUCACAAAUAGUAGGCUCAACAAAUUAGAGGCCAAGAUACACCACCACUUCUAACCAGAAAGAAAAGUCUGCACUAAUUAUUGACAUUUUACAAAUGCACACAGAUGAAUGCCCCUCCCUGGAAUAUGAAAGGAACGCCCCUGUUUUCAAAUUCUGGCCAUGAAAUGUCCGGUGAGGCCAUGGGAUGUCCACAGCGACCAAAGUGCUACUCUGCUGUGUAGCCCAGAGUUCACUGGGAUUCUGCAACCCAUCCGUGAAAGGCUGGCCCCACAGCCAGGGGCAUGUAGGAGUACCUGCCUGGGUAGGAGUAGGAGGGACGUCAGGAAGGCUGGAGGAUAAACCAGCCUUGGGACAUUGCUGUGGGAAGCUAGCAACCAGAACACACCCAGAGCGGUAGGCACAAUGUUGCCGUCUGUACUAUACACCUUGGCACUUAGCAACUGGGCUGUCUUCAAUUUAGAAAAACCUAAAAGAUACUUAUUAGCACAAAAAUGAGUGUGACACGUGCCUGUGGUCCUCCUGGGAGGGUCAAUAGUCAUUGAAAAUUUUUAUUUUAUUUUCAUCUAAAUAUUUUUCAUUAUAAAAAAGAAACUAUUAUAAUUAAAGUCCACAUUUAUCACCAUACUAAAUCUCAUGCCCUGUCAGGAAGUUGGUAUGAAUUCAUCCAGUAGAUCAUCUGUAGUUACAGAUGUGUUUAUGCAGCAGCAUCUGUAAGCAAUAUCUAAAUACAUUUUACUCAGCUAAAUUUUGUUACCCUGCAUGUACCUUGUAUGGAUUUAUGUUUCUGAUGCUUAUAGAUCAAAGCUCACUCAGGAUUGCUGCAUCAUAUAGAAUCAUGCAAAUAAACCAUCUGAUACUUCCCCA